Molecule: messenger RNA, 855 nt
Organism: Aspergillus bombycis
Lineage: Eukaryota; Fungi; Ascomycota; Eurotiomycetes; Eurotiales; Aspergillaceae
Exons: 2
Coding region: 1-855 (284 amino acids)
Biological process (GO): endosomal transport
Cellular component (GO): BLOC-1 complex
Source: RefSeq, a predicted model, not a curated record
AUGUCAGACAGCCCUAAUUCACAGGGCUAUAGGUGGUAUACCCAGCGCUUUCACGACAACAGUAACCCCACAAACGUCACCCUCCAGCCCGCCCCCACGUCUAUCAACAUCGCUGGCGAUCCAGACACAUCAUGCGAGCCAUGGCGUUGUACAACCGCGGGACAGCAACGAUAUCGACAGACGGUAGGAAACCUUCGCCGGGACGUACUGAGCAGAGAUGAACUCUGGAGGCGAUCCGCAAGAUUGAAGAAGCUUCAGCGUGUGGACAUAUGUGCCAAUAUCAUAAAUCAACUUCAACAUGUCGACCUCACCGCCACCAACCACUACCACCACCUCCACCACAACAUCGCUACCCACAUCAAAUACUACAGAACCAACCCAAACAUCCACCCCGGAAACAACCCAACAACGCACCGCCGAGCUAGAACUGCCUUCACAGCCUCUCUUCGCUCCGUCGGCACUAACUACGAAACUGCACUCCGUGACCGAGCCCGCACCCUCCACGAGAACUCCUCCGUGCUGGAUAAGCAAGAGGCUGACGUGCAGCGGGCCACGGAGCAGCUCGCCAAGCAGAAUGAUCAGCUUGCCAAGGUGGCGGAUCAGGCGAGGGACGGGUUGAAGGAGAUCGGGGACGUGCAGAAUUGGGCGGAGUUGAUUGAGCGGGAUUUGUUGAUUGUCGAGGAGACGGUGAGGUUGGCGGAGGAAGAGGAAGAGAGGCAUCACCAUGGAAAUGGGAAUGGGUUCGGGGAGGAUGGGGCGUUGGAGGGGAAUGGGAGGGUGAAUGGGUUUGGGGGGGAGGUUGGCCAUGGGGAUAAGGAUGGGAAGAAGGGGAAGGGGUGGUUCCAGUGGUGGUGA